Molecule: messenger RNA, 2340 nt
Organism: Nomia melanderi (Alkali bee)
Lineage: Eukaryota; Metazoa; Arthropoda; Insecta; Hymenoptera; Halictidae
Product: E3 ubiquitin-protein ligase TRIM23
Molecular function (GO): GTP binding; GTPase activity; zinc ion binding
Source: RefSeq, a predicted model, not a curated record
AUUUAAUGAUUCCCUCAACAUCAGGACAUGCAUAUAACAUGAAUUUAAAUAAAAACAUGUUUAGAAUUAAUGGUCCUUGUUAUUACGCAAAAUAUGAGAUAGUGGUGGUCACAAAUGUGUGAUGCUGCUAGCGAAAUAUGUAUGAAAAAGAAAAACGUCAUUGCACUGAACAUACAAUUUGUAACAAUUCGCAGGUGUUAAUGCAUAAUAUGUCGAUGACAGCAAGUAAAUACAUUCCGAACACAAAUUAUAUACUUUUCGAGAAUAGAUAAUAUUGUUUUCAACGCGAGAAGGGAAGCUGCUGAAUAUCGAUUUACAAGUUGAUACUAGUGUCAGCUGAGUGAUCCUGUAUUAUAGUCUACAAAUGCUCGAGGAGAUUGAAAUACCCACGCAAAUUGAAAAAUAUAAACAGUGCUCGUCUGGAUAAGAAACAAUAGUAAUUAUCAUGACAGAAGAAGUAAAUCGACUGACUACUUAUUUCAAAGAAUCACUGAAGCCCGUCGCCAAAACGAAUGUGUUAGAAUGCAGAGUCUGCGAAGAAGUAUUUUCUAUUGACGGAGUAAAGGUUCCAAGGCUUUUAUAUUGUGGUCAUACAGUAUGUCACUCUUGUCUAUUGCGAUUAAGGCCUUGCAUGACCGAUCAGCAGAUCCUGUUAUGUCCAUUCGACAGACAACCAACGGAUAUUAGUCAGAAUAAUAUCUAUGGUUUGAAGAAGAACUUUGCAUUAAUAGAGUUAUUGGAAAGGUUGGAACAAUCUAAUAGUGAAAAGAUGCUGGUAUUGGAAAGAGAGAGGCUUCAAUCUAAUCAGACCUGCGAUGAAGAUGAAGCUCACACUGCAGUGUUAUAUUGCACAGUGUGUACAACACACUUGUGUGAGAAUUGCGACAAUACAAUUCAUUCAUCGAAAACUCUAAGUAGGCAUAAAAGGUUGCCACUAUCACAAAAACCUAAGGACAAGCCAAAGUGCCCAGUGCAUCCCACACACACAGCAGAAUUCACCUGUACCCAAGAAGGCUGUCAUAAUUCCCUUAUGUGUUACCUGUGCAAAGACUAUGGCAGACAUAGUACACAUAAGUUAGCCCUAGUGGAAAUUGAGGCAGAAAAUAUCAGGAAGUCAAUAAUCACAGCUCUCCAGAAGAUGACACAGUUUAUGGAGAGCAUGAGGGACACUGCAAACAGAAUAGAGACCGUAAUACAAGACUUGGAAGGCUGGGCAAUAGAUGACGCGAGGCAAAGAGUGCGUCAACACUUUGAGGAAUUAAGAGCCCUGUUAGCAGAGCAGGAGAGAACAGCAAUUUCCUGUGUAGAAACGGAAACUCGUGGAAGGCUGUGUGCCCUAAGGCAACAACAAGAAGACCUCACUGUGACUAGAUCUCAAGUAGCCGAUGUGUGCAUUCAAUGCGAAAGUAUUUUAGAUUCUGAAGACUGGAAACUAUUGAGCAGUGCGACGAAGGUGAAGGAAGUUUUAACUAGUUUAGAACAACAACAACAGCACUAUGCUCAAUUGGGUCCUGACUUUCUCACACCCGAGUCAUCUAUACCCAUAAUAUUCAGCAGGGACAAUAGAGUACACAUUGGUACAAAAAUUGACAUGCGUGUAGUGAUUUUGGGUCUGGAUGGAGCAGGAAAAACAAGUAUUCUAUCAGCGAUAAGAGGUAUCACGCUUUCCAGCCCGCCAAUCCCUACCAUAGGGUUCAACGUGGAAAGUCUGGAAUACAAAAAUUUAGUGUUCACAUUGUGGGACGUUGGAGGCCAACAGAAAUUCAGACCAUUGUGGAAACAUUAUUAUCAUAAUACACAGGCUGUCAUCUUCGUAGUUGACGCCAGUGAUAGAUCGAGAUUCGAAGAAGCGCAGAAUGAACUAUCUAAAAUUGUAAAUGAACGUGAACUAAAGGAUGCUCUCUUUCUUAUAUAUGCUAACAAGCAGGACAUAACUGGCUGUGCCAGUGUUGAAGAACUAACAGACAUUCUAGGCUUGCAAAAGCUCUGCUGCGGAAGAGCCUGGCACAUUCAAGGAUCGUCACUAGUCACAAAUGCUGGAGGAUCGACGCAAGGUCUUGACUGGCUAACGCAACCUGGUGCUCAUGAAACUCUGUACACGAUAUCCACGUUAUCAUAAAGACGCAGAUCAAAAUGAUUAGUCAUUUUCCUUCGAUUUUUCAUUCUCAAUGUAUCUCUGAACUAGUAACUCGUGUACAGAUGAGAAAUUUUGGAUUCCGCGAUACUCUAACCGCUUGGUGGUGACGAAAGCGAUCAAAAAGUCGUACUCGCGUUUGAUAUAAUGUAAACCUCGUCGAUUAGGACAGAUUAGUAGUCAUGAAUAAAAGAAUAAACGUUUCG